AUGAGAUCGGCAUUACCAAACGGAGGAUCUGAUCCAUUCACUCAGAUGGGAGGAAGCGGAUUCACGGCUCCUAGUGCAUCGACCUACCAAAACUUCACUAAUAGUUCACUUUUCAAGGAGGAUAUCCGCAGCAGUGGAGAGAAGUCAAACGACAUGGACUUUGUUAGAGGAGUCUUAGAGGAAGACGUAGGACGGAGAAACUCAUCAGUAUUUUCUCAUUUCUAUCGACCAAACCUUGAAACAAAUGCAGAUAUCAUUCACAUCAAGAUGUUGCGGAACAACACUUUUGUCACGGUCACAGAUUCCAAAGGAAACGUGAAAUGCAAGGCCACAUCCGGUAGUUUACCCGAUCUGAAAGGUGGAAGAAAGAUGUCGAAUUACACAGCUGAUGCAACCGCUGAGAACAUUGGGAGAAGAGCCAAAGCUAUGGGGUUGAAAUCUGUGGUGGUUAAGGUGAAUGGAUUUACACAUUUCAAGAAGAAGCGAAAAGCCAUUGUCGCAUUUAGAGACGGUUUCACCAACUCUAGGUCGGAUUUGAACCCUAUAGUGUACAUCGAAGACACGACUAGGAAAGCUCAUAAUGGUUGCAGAUUGCCGAGGAAACGUCGGGUCUGA
Molecule: messenger RNA, 615 nt
Organism: Arabis nemorensis
Lineage: Eukaryota; Viridiplantae; Streptophyta; Magnoliopsida; Brassicales; Brassicaceae
Source: the annotation of a GenBank genome assembly